Molecule: messenger RNA, 1411 nt
Organism: Purpureocillium takamizusanense
Lineage: Eukaryota; Fungi; Ascomycota; Sordariomycetes; Hypocreales; Ophiocordycipitaceae
Gene: rio2
Product: Non-specific serine/threonine protein kinase
Exons: 2
Coding region: 93-1343 (416 amino acids)
Biological process (GO): protein phosphorylation; maturation of SSU-rRNA
Cellular component (GO): cytosol; preribosome, small subunit precursor; nucleus
Molecular function (GO): ATP binding; protein serine/threonine kinase activity
Source: RefSeq, a predicted model, not a curated record
CAAACCCCCACGAUCCGUUCAGGUGUGUCUUGAGCCAGACACGAUAUCUACGUUUUGCUGUGAGCUCCAUUCCGUUGUACGUCACAGCAGUCAUGAAGUUGGACACACGGGCAAUGCGCCAUUUGGCGUCAGAGGAUUGGCGGGUCUUGACGGCGGUCGAGAUGGGCAGCAAGAACCACGAAAUCGUACCGACACCACUAAUCGAGAGGAUCUCGCGCCUUAGAGGCGGCGCGAGCGGAGUACACAAGAGCAUAUCGGCACUCGCCAAGGUUGGUCUCAUCGCCCGAGUCAAAGAAGCCAAAUACGAUGGCUAUCGCCUGACGUACGGCGGCCUCGAUUAUCUCGCUUUGCACACCCAUGCACAGCGCAAAGACGUUUACAGUGUCGGAAACCGAAUUGGAGUUGGUAAGGAAAGCGACAUCAUGGUCGUUGCGGAUCACACGGGGACGCAGCGUGUGCUCAAGAUCCACCGCCUCGGCAGGAUAUCGUUCCGGUCGGUCAAGUCCAACCGCGACUACCUCAAGAACCGCGCGUCUGGAUCAUGGAUGUAUCUCUCAAGGCUAGCCGCCAUGAAAGAAUUUGCCUUCAUGAAGGCUCUGCACGAGGAGAGCUUUCCGGUCCCGGUUCCGAUUGCGCAAUCCCGACACACCAUCGUCAUGACGCUCAUCGACGCCUUUCCCCUACGCCAAAUCGCCACCGUGCCCAAUCCUGCAUCUUUGUACGCCGAUCUCAUCGCACUGAUAUUGCGAUUAGCUAGUCAUGGCCUCAUCCACGGUGACUUCAACGAGUUCAACAUUCUCAUCAAGGAGACGAAGACGACAUCGGAGGAUGGACAGGAGUCCAUCAGCCUCGAGCCCAUCGUCAUCGACUUCCCUCAGAUGGUAUCUAUGGAACACCAAAACGCAGAAAUGUAUUUUGACAGAGAUAUCAAUUGCAUCAAGAGGUUCUUUGAUCGCCGAUUUCACUUCACAAGUACGCAACCUGGACCAUUCUUCAAAGAUGCCAAAAAGACUGUUGGCAAGGGUGGACUGAAGAGACUUGAUGCCACCGUCGAAGCCUCGGGUUUCACGAAGAAGAUGCUCAAGGACUUGGAGGCUGCUAUCAAGGAGAAGGUUGCGAAAGAAGGAACUGACGUAGACUCCGGGGACGAAGUCGACAGUGAAGAGGACGAAGAUGACGAGGAACAAAGCGAUGGAGACGACGAGGGUCCCGUCGUCAUAGGAUCUACAACAGCGGGGGACGAUGAAGCUGCAGCAGAUGGACCCAGUCACUCGGUACAGGACGAGGCUGGCCCCGGUGCCACCAGCUCAGUACAAGAAGGCUUGUCAAAACUUGCAGUAUAGAGGCAGCGUCAAAAGUAUGAUACCCAUCAGCAGGAGCAAGUUCUCACUUGAAUUAGUGUGAAAUUCAC